AUGAAGAUAAAAAAUAUAGGGGAGGAGUCGAUUCACAAUAUAUGCAGCAGUCAGGUUAUAUUUACCCUCAGCAGUGUAGUAAAAGAAUUGGUUGAGAAUUCGAUAGAUGCUAAUGCUAGUGAAAUAAAAAUAAAGCUCGUUGAGAGUGGAAUAAAGUUAAUAGAGGUUAAUGAUAAUGGUGUUGGCAUAAGAAAGAUGAAUUUUGAGAACAUUUGUGCUCGUCAUGCUACAUCAAAAAUAAAAGAUUUUAAUGAUAUACAUAGUUCUUUAAAUACUUUGGGUUUUCGAGGGGAAGCAUUAAAUUCAUUAUGUAUGUUAAGUAAUGUUAAUAUAACAACGAAGAAUGAAGAAAAUGAUCAUGCUUAUUUAUUAAAAUUUGAUAAACUUGGUAGACUUUAUCAUGAGGAGCCAAUAGCUAGAUUAAGAGGAACAACUGUGAGUUGUGAGAAUAUUUUUCAUAAUAUACCAAUAAGAAAGAAAGAUUUUAUAAAGAAUAUAAAAACACAGGUAUCAGAUUUAUUAUUAUUAAUGCAACAAUAUGCUAUAAUAUAUCAUAAUAUAAAAUUUGUUAUAUAUAAUAUUGUUACAUCUAAAGGAUGUACAAAAAAUAUGAAUUUGUUAAUUACUAAUGGUACUGAUAGUAUGAAAAAAAAUUUCUAUUCUAUAUAUGGUAAAAGAAAUAUUGGUAAUUUAAUUGAAUUUAAUAUUGAUGGUAAUGAAUGGAAUAUUAGAGGUUAUAUUAGUGAUAGUAAUAGUGGUAGAAGAGAUAAAGAUUUGCAAUUUUAUUAUAUCAAUAGUAGACCUAUACAUAUAUUAAAAAAUGUAAAUAAAUUAAUUAAUACUAUAUAUAGAGAAUUUAAUAGUAGAUUAUAUCCUAUCAUUAUUUGUAAUAUUUUAUCCGAUACAAAAAAUAUAGAUAUCAAUGUUACUCCUGACAAAAGAGAAGUCUUCUUUACAUUUGAACAAGAAAUGUGUGAACACAUGAAAACAGCUCUUGUCAAGUUAUUUACACCUAAAACAAGUAAUUUGAUUGAUACACAAAUUGAUGAUUAUUUUUUAAAGGCUAAUAAUAUUAUGCCAAAUCAUAUAAAAAGUAAUAUAAAACUGGAGACACAUGAACAUGAUAACCACCACCAUCAUCAUAAAUCCACAUCUCCCUCACAAGAACACAAAGGGAAUGAAAAACCAAAUUAUAAUAUUAUUAAAACUGAACCUAGUUAUAAUAACGAGGUAACACAUAAUGCAUAUGUUAAAAAAGAACUCAUACAUAAUAAGGAUGACCAAAUAUAUGUAAAACAAGAAAAAAUGAAAGAGCAAACUAAUUCUUACCAUAACGAUAAAGAUAACAAUGCUGAUGUUGAACAUUGUAAUAGACAUGAAUAUGAGGAAGAAAAGGAAAAUAUAAUAAAAAAGGAAAAUAUAUUUACUUAUCAUGAUGAUAGACAGUUAUUUAAAAUAAAGGAAGAACAAAUAUAUAACUAUCCAAAUAAAUAUAUAGAAAAGGAUGAAUUAUAUAGAGACAAUACAAAUAACCUCAGUUAUUCCUUGUCACAAAAAGAUUAUAUACCAACAGAAAAUAAAAUGAAUAAUAAUAUUCAAAUUAAAAAUGAUGAAUUAAAUUCAUCAUCACUUUUUCAGAAUGACGAUUAUAAUCUUAGUAAUAUAUAUAGAGCAAAUCAUUCCUUUACAUCAACACAAGAAAGUGUGCAUUGUGAUUUAUUUGUUUCUAGUAAUAAAAAGCAAUAUGAAAAUGGCCUAAAAGAACAAAAUGAACAAAAUGUAGAAAAUAAAAAGAACACAGAAUAUUAUACCUUUUAUAGAAAUAAUGAAGAACAAAAAAGUGGAUAUAUUAAAAAGGGGGGACAAGAAUUUAAUACAUAUAAUGAUGAGGAAAUAUAUUCAUCAGGUCCUUUAUCAAUUGAUAAUGUGAUGAUGGAAAAUAACAAAGAGCAUUUUAGUGAUAGAAAUAAUAACAUUUAUGAAUACAAAUUAAACAGUGAUGAUACUAAAGAUAACAUUUAUGAAUACAAAUUAAAUAGUGAUGAUAGUAAAAAUAACAUUUAUGAAUACAAAUUAAAUAGUGAUGAUACUAAAAAUAAUAUUUAUGAAUACAAAUUAAAUAGUGAUGAUAGUAAAAAUAACAUCUAUGAAUACAAAUUAAAUAGUGAUGAUAGUAAAAAUAACAUUUAUGAAUACAAAUUAAAUAGUGAUGAUAGUAAAAAUAACAUUUAUGAAUACAAAUUAAAUAGUGAUGAUAGUAAAAAUAACAUUUAUGAAUACAAAUUAAAUAGUGAUGAUAGUAAAAAUAAUAUUUAUGAAUACAAAUUAAAUAGUGAUGAUAGUAAAAAUAACAUUUAUGAAUACAAAUUAAAUAGUGAUGAUAGUAAUAAUACCCCUUAUUUAAAUGGACAGGAAACAAAUGAAGAAUCAGAAGAAGGUAAUGAUUUAAAAGAUUGUACAAAUUAUUCAUUCGAGGAUUUGAAAGAAAAUAUAAAAAGUAAUUGUAUAAAGAAAAUUCCAAUUGAUAUAAAUAUGUAUAUUAAUAGAGAAGAACUAAAGAGUGGAUUUGAUUAUGAUCAAAUACAUGUAAUAAAUUUGACAAAUAGUGAAAAAAUUAAGAAUAUAAUAUUUCAGAAAAUGAAAGAAGAAACACCAAUAAAUAAUUAUUUAUGUUUAACAGAUGAUCAAGAAGAAAAAGAAUAUAAAAACCUAUUUGAUGGAAAUUUAAGUUUAAAAGAAAGUAAUAAUAAUACAAAUAAUGUUAAUAAUAAUGAAGAUAUUAAUUUUAGUAAUAUAGAUGAAACACAGAAAGAUUUAUAUUUCCAAUCCAGCUUAUUCAAUAAAUUAAAGAUAUGUGGACAAUUUAAUAAAGGAUUUGUAAUAUCCAAAAUAGAUUUACUCUAUUUUGAAAAAAAAAAGAAAAAGUAUGAUAAUGAAGGACAUGAAUCAGAAUACUACAAAACACAUGAUAACAAUAGUAAUAAUAUAAAUUGUGAGGAUUAUGAUAAUUUUAGUAAUGAUAAUAACCUAAUUAGUGAUAAUAAACAUAAAAGUAAUUACGCUCUAUUUAUUAUUGACCAACAUGCAGCUGACGAAAAAUCAAAUUUUGAAAAAUACAAUAAAAUAUUUACCAUGAAGUCACAAAAAUUAAUUAGUAAAAUACACGUACAAGUAAGUCCAGCACAAGUUCAUAUAAUACAAAAAUAUAUGUCUAUUUUCUUACAAAAUGGAUUCGAAGUACAAAUUCUAGAAGAACCCAUACAUAAAAGAAGGAAAACAAAUAAUAAUAAUAAUAUAAAUGAACCAAUCGAUGAUGAAGAAGAAAUGCUUAUGGAGCUUAAUGUAUAUUUAUUAUCGUUACCAGUAUUUAAUGGGAAAAUAUUAGAAGUAGUUGAUUUUAUGUCUCUCUUGCAUCAUUUAACAGAGCAUCCAGUAGCCUCUUACAAUGAAUCGGAAGUAUCUGUAAAAACUACAGUAGAUUUGAAUAAUAAGACAGAUACCUGGUUUAAUUAUAAUUUCCCACGACCUCAAAAGGUGUGGCGUAUUCUAGCAUCCAAGGCGUGUCGAAAUGCCAUAAUGGUUGGCAAAGCAUUAAACAUAUACGAAAUGAUUAAGAUAAAGAAAAAGCUAAGUUUUUUAAAGAAUCCAUGGAAUUGUCCUCAUGGUAGACCUACAAUAAAAUAUCUCAUAAAUAAUGUCGAUAUAAAAAAUUGCUUUAAAAACUAUUAUUUAAAAUUAUAUGAUGAAAUUACUAAUUUGAUUUUAAGUCAGAAUUAUGAUGCCUAUAAAUAUUUAUUUCAUAAUCAUGUCUUUUUUUUAAUUAUAUCUACCAAACCUUUCCUAGGUCCUGUUUUAAAAUUUCAAUAA
Plasmodium reichenowi is the source of this 3867-nucleotide messenger RNA. RefSeq names its product DNA mismatch repair protein PMS1, putative. Bases 1 to 3867 code for a protein of 1288 amino acids. Lineage: Eukaryota; Apicomplexa; Aconoidasida; Haemosporida; Plasmodiidae. Gene Ontology annotation, molecular function: ATP hydrolysis activity; ATP-dependent DNA damage sensor activity; mismatched DNA binding. The transcript has 2 exons. The record is from RefSeq and is a predicted model, not a curated record. Gene Ontology annotation, cellular component: MutLalpha complex. Gene Ontology annotation, biological process: mismatch repair.